This is a messenger RNA of Aspergillus bombycis, 1161 nucleotides long. RefSeq lists its product as uncharacterized. The record is from RefSeq and is a predicted model, not a curated record. Gene Ontology annotation, molecular function: transmembrane transporter activity. Gene Ontology annotation, biological process: transmembrane transport. The transcript is spliced from 2 exons. Bases 1 to 1161 code for a protein of 386 amino acids. Lineage: Eukaryota; Fungi; Ascomycota; Eurotiomycetes; Eurotiales; Aspergillaceae.
AUGUUUUUGCCCUGCCUCUCGGGGUUAGCAGUGCAACGAUUUGGGGAGCGGCCCGUCCUUCUCAUGACUCUCCUAAGUAUCGUGGCGGGGCAGUUGGUGUUCUGCCUAUCGGUGCAAACUCGAGUGGUGACCGGGAUGAUCCUGGGGCGUGUCUUGGUGGGAAUCGGUGGAGAGACGAUGGGCGUCUUGGGGAGCGAGAUCACUACCCGCUGGUUUCAGGACAAACAAUUAUCCUUUGCCUUAGCAUUGAACUUAGGAGGCUCGAGGCUCGGGAGUGUCGCAAACUCCAUGUUGGUCCCAGGAUGGACAGAAGCCUCCGGCGUAGUGUCCGCGAGCUGGAUGGGUACAGUAUUACCCCUAGGGGUCACUCUGCUAAGCUGUCUCUAUCUCCUUCGCCUCAGUGAUGUCGCGGGCCCAGAAGCGAGCAGCAACCCUCCCGGGUUCAUCUCGUCAGUCUCUCGCUUCAAUCGGAUUUACUGGCAGCUAGGCAUCGUCUGUGUCUUGGGAUAUGGUGGUAUAAACACGUUCACCAACUCCGCCCAAAGGUUCCUGGCCGCGUGGUUCUACAAAGGCGAUCAGCGCGCUGCUGGAUCUGCAACCAGCAUACCGUAUAUUCUCUCCGGGAUACUCGUUCCACCGGUUGGGUUCUUGUUGGACCUACCCUGGUUUCGCAGUCCACCUCGGUCCCUUGUCCUCAGUCAUAUCCUCAUGGUGGCAGCACAUCUGAUGUUUCUUUUCAAGAUUGGGCCCAUUCUACCAUUGAUUUUCCUUGGAACCGCCUACGCGCUUUAUGGAGUGGCGUUUUGGGCCGGCCUUGCCCGAUGUCUCUGUGACCUGUCUGUUCCCACCGGAUCAGGCAACACAAGUAUUUCGGGCAUAGAGCAUCAUGACCCCUACGGAACGUUGCACUCUUCGGACCAUGUUCCAAGACCCUCUAAUAACGAGGAGGAACAUUCAGUCAAAAGCACGGAGGAGGAGGCAGUUGACAAGGGUCUGAUCACCCUUGGCUACGGGAUCAUGACUAGCCUCCUGAAUCUAACGACUGCGCUGGUGCCCGUCUUGCUCGCCGGCACGGAAAAUGCAGCAGGGUUCUCCGGUCCAGAAAUGGUGUUCCUUGCGCUCGCAGCUGUUGGGUGUAUAGCGUCUGCUCGGUUGGCCUAG